Penicillium subrubescens is the source of this 804-nucleotide messenger RNA. RefSeq lists its product as uncharacterized. The record is from RefSeq and is a predicted model, not a curated record. The transcript is spliced from 5 exons. Lineage: Eukaryota; Fungi; Ascomycota; Eurotiomycetes; Eurotiales; Aspergillaceae. Gene Ontology annotation, molecular function: metallopeptidase activity. Bases 1 to 804 code for a protein of 267 amino acids.
AUGCGCAGUCUUUUGAUCCUCGCUGGUUAUAUUACAGCCUCGCUUUUCGUUUCGGCGUUGGCUGUUCCUACCGAUCCCCUGGGGCUUGAGACUAGAAACGACUUAGCCAAGCGCUCUCUACCUAGACUUGUGAAUUUCGACAACAACAAUGCGGAUGAUCGAAAGAAAAGCCUUAAGAUUCGACAAUCCUUCCGAGACAGCCUUGAGCUCAUGGACUACGCUAUCAAGAGCCUUGACGAUACCGUCUUCAGCCACUACUUUGACAAAGGCGAUAAAAGCAAGGUCCAAGAUGUCUUCAAAAAAGCACUUGGAGGUAACCCUAGUAGGGGUGCAGAUGAACUGGGAGACAUGUAUAUCACAAAUAUUGAUGUGAACAGCCAGUGUGGAGACGCUUCUCUGCUGGGUUAUACUGGCAAAGAUGGAAAGGGGAACCAGAUCAUUCAUUUUUGCGACCGACUCUAUAACAAGCCUCUUAUCAAGGAUGUCAAGUGUGGGGAUUUGGAGGACACUGUUGGUGCUAACAUGGCUGUGAUGGGUGCCACACUGCUUCAUGAAUUCAUGCACGCGGAUACAAUUGGAAAAGCUGCCCUAGGCCAAAGUAUCAUCGACGUCAAGAAUGGCUAUGGCCCUCUCGAGACCCGCAGUCUCAAGGCAAGCGAUGCGUUAAAGAAUGCAGAUAGCUACACCUGGAUGGCAACAGAAAAUCUAUGGACCGUUAUCUGCGAAAAGAAAUUUUCUGGCCCGCGAGACGCGAGAGAUACUGCUGAUCCGGAUUGCGGCGACAAGACUUGUACUGUGCAGUGA